Molecule: messenger RNA, 7354 nt
Organism: Zonotrichia leucophrys gambelii
Lineage: Eukaryota; Metazoa; Chordata; Aves; Passeriformes; Passerellidae
Gene: ADGRB1
Product: adhesion G protein-coupled receptor B1
Exons: 33
Coding region: 1275-6164 (1629 amino acids)
Biological process (GO): negative regulation of angiogenesis; cell surface receptor signaling pathway; adenylate cyclase-activating G protein-coupled receptor signaling pathway
Cellular component (GO): plasma membrane; dendrite; postsynaptic density
Molecular function (GO): G protein-coupled receptor activity
Source: RefSeq, a predicted model, not a curated record
CCACCACCAUCCCGGCUCCCUCUUCACCUCCUGGCUCUCCCCGCUUAGGGCUAAGCUGUCCCGAGGAGGCUGCGCUGCUGCUGAGCCGGCAGAGCGCUCCGGCUUGUGGCUGGCUCCUCUGUUCCAUCCAUCCAUCCAUCCAUCCAUCCAUCCAUCCAUCCAUCCAUCCAUCCAUCCAUCCAUCCAGCCAGCCAGCCAUCCUCUCCUGCUGGAGGCUAGCGGAGCAUGCCCGAUGCGAUACCGUGUCAGUUCGGGUCCUCGCCUAUAGCUGCCUGUUUUACAAAGCUCCGAUCCGUGCGUGUGCGUGUGUAUGUGUGUGUGUGCAUUUCAUCCCUCCCUCCUAUCCCUCCCUCCCUCCCUCUCUCUCUCUCUCUCUCUCUCACUCUAAUGUGUGAUCUGGAAAGCUUAUAAAAGCCUGAUGUAAUCCUUAAUGCAGCCCCUGGCUACAAAGACUGGAUCUAGUUUCAGAGAGAGAGAGAUUCAGAAGCAGAAUUUAAAAUAAAUAAAUAAAUAAAUUUUAGAGGAAAAAAAAAGUGUGGGGGGAGAAGAGAGAGAAAGAAGGAAAAGCAGACGAGUGGAUUUUAAACAAACAUAUCUUCCUGAAGAAGACCAUUCUUGCUCCUCGCUGCUGGGAAAGCUACUCUGAACCCUGCUGUAUAUUUUUUUUUUCCAAAGGAGAAGACUUGAUUGUCUGCUUGGAUCUAAUGAUUUACUGGCUUUUAACUGCGUUUUUCCCCUCUCCUAAGGAUUCCUCAAAAAACGGCUUAAUUAUUUUCAGCUUUUCUCUUCUACCUGCCUGUCUGCAGAGACACCAAAGGUUCUCCCUUCCUCUCCCUCCCCACCCCCAUUUCUUUUAGGAUUUUUCCCCCUUUUCCAUUUAAUAUAUACACACAUAUAUAUUUAUAUAUAUAAAUGUGUAUGUAUAUAUAUAUGUAGAGGCAAGAGUGGAGGAAGCAGAGGGGGAGAGAGAGAGCUCUGCCAUCCUUUUGGACUUCACGCGCUGCCCAAUGUUGGGCUGGUUACCCCUGGAUAUGUUGCUGGUUUCCAUUUGGAAUUUGACGAAGGGAAGGAGGAGGAUAUAAAACCUGGGGAGCUCGACAAGGUGUUGUUUAUGGCCACAGGAGGGAGCUCAAAUCCAGACAUGGGAGGAUCGGCUUGAUUUCGGAUCCAGAGCCUCUUAAACUCUGCUUUUCCUCUAAGCUGGUCCCUGUUAUGUCCAGGAUCUGGCACCUGCUUGACAUUUACUUUGAGUUCCAGAGGACCCGAGACCUAGGAUGAGGAGCAUUGGAUCCGCCCUGAACCUGCUUUUGGUAUCUCCACUCUACUUUGUGUGGACCGUGGUCGCUCUGGACCUGGCACAAACUCCCUGCACCACUUUGGUCCAAGGGAAAUUCUUUGGGUAUUUCUCCUCCUUCGCCGUCUUCCCGUUGAACUCCUCCCUGUGCUCUUGGAUUAUCCAGAACCCCGACCCUCGCAGGUACACUUUGUACAUGAAGAUCCUCAAGCCCUCCGGCGUAUGUGACCACCAGCACAUCCGCACCUACCAGUUCGACUCCUUCCUGGAGUCCACCCGCACCUACCUGGGCAUGGAGAGCUUCGACGAUGUCCUGAAGCUCUGCGACGGCUCCACCCGCUUUGCCUUCCUCCAGUCCAACAAACAAUUCCUGCAGAUGAAGCAGACGGCCCCGCCGGGCGUGGACACCUGGCCCAUGAGGUGGAAGCCCACCAAGGCUCAGGAGAGGGACUUCUCCGUGGAGUACCUGGUGGUGGGCAACAGGAACCCCAGCAAAGCCGCCUGCCAGAUGCUCUGCAAGUGGCUGGACGCCUGCCUGGCCAUCAGCAGCAGCUCCCACCCGUGUGGCAUCAUGCAGACCCCGUGCUCCUGCUCGGGAGGGGAGGUCCUGGAUCAGGCCAGUGAGAUCCUGGGCUUCACCAGGAAGAAGGAGGAUUGCUACAAGGAUGGGAUUUACCUGGAGAACUGCGUGAGCAGCCCCAAGGACAGCAACGGAGCUGAGUUCCUGGGUGGUUGGAACUCCUGGUCGGCUUGGGGCGACUGCACCAAGGACUGCGGGGGCGGCCUGCAGACCCGCAUGCGCUCCUGCAAGCCCCUUCCCAACGAGGGCCUGGCCUGCGAGGGAGUGCUGGAGGAAGGACGGCUGUGCAAUAGGAAGGCUUGCAAUACCAAUGGACGCUAUAAUUCCAGAAGCCAAUCGCUGAGGUCCACAGAUAACAGAAAGCGAGAGGACCCUGACGAACUGCAGCACUACGGGUACCCUGCACCUCAAAUAGGUGACCCUGCAGCAGAGGAGUGGUCCCCGUGGAGCGUGUGCUCGACCACCUGCGGGGAGGGCUGGCAGACCAGGACCAGGUUCUGCGUUUCGUCUUCCUACAGCACCCAGUGCAGCGGCCCUCUCCGGGAGCAGAGACAGUGCAACAACUCUGCCGUGUGCCCAGUGCAUGGCACCUGGGAUGAGUGGUCUCCAUGGAGCCUGUGCUCUUCCACCUGUGGGAGAGGCUACAGGGACCGGACUCGCACCUGCAAACCACCCCAGUUCGGUGGGAACCCCUGCGAGGGCCCGGAGAAGCAAACCAAGUUCUGCAACAUCGCUCUCUGCCCAGGCCACUCAGUGGACGGCAACUGGAACGAAUGGUCAAGCUGGAGCUCGUGCUCCGCUUCCUGCUCCAACGGGACCCAGCAGCGGACGCGGGAGUGCAACGGGCCCUCCUACGGCGGAGCCGAGUGCCAGGGACACUGGGUGGAGACCCGCGACUGCUUCCUGCGCCAGUGCCCAGUGGAUGGGAAGUGGCAGGCCUGGGGAGUGUGGGGCAGCUGCACUGCCACGUGUGGAGGUGGCACUCAGAGACGUGACCGGGUGUGCUACGGCCCCUUCUUCGGUGGGGAGACUUGCCAGGGCCCCAAGGAGGAGUACAAGCAGUGCAAUGACAGAAAAUGUCCUGAGCCCCAUGAAAUCUGUGAUGAGGAGAGUCUUGGCCCCGUGGUUUGGAAGGAGACGCCAGCCGGGGAUGCUGCCGCCGUCCGGUGUCCCCGCAAUGCCACUGGGCUGAUCCUUCGAAGAUGCAUCUUAGAUGAAGAAGGCAUCGCUUACUGGGAGCCUCCAACGUACAUCAAGUGUGUUUCUAUUGAUUACAGGAACAUACAAAUGAUGACCAGGGAACACCUUGCCAAAGCUCAGCGUGGGCUGAUGGGAGAUGGGCUGUCAGAUGUGCUCCAGAACCUUGUGGAAAUCUCCCAGGAUGGGACCAGCUACAGUGGGGACCUGCUGUCCACCAUGGAUGUACUCAGGAACAUGACAGAGAUCUUCCGUAGGGCUUACCACAGCCCGACUUCUGGGGAUGUGCAGAACUUCGUCCAGAUCAUCAGCAACAUUUUGUCAGAGGAAAACCGGGAAAAAUGGGAGGAAGCUCAGCUGAUAGGGCCAAAUGCCAAGGAGCUGUUCAGGCUCGUGGAGGAUUUCAUUGAUGUCAUCGGCUUCCGCAUGAAAGAUUUCCGGGAUUCCUACCAAGUCACGGACAAUCUGGUCCUUGGUAUCCACAAACUGCCUGCAAAUGCAGCAACUGACAUCACUUUCCCCAUGAAAGGCUGGAGGGGAAUGGUGGACUGGGCCAAGAACUCGGAGGACAAGGUCACUGUCUCCAAGAGCAUCCUGUCUUCAGGGCUCUCAGUGUCGGACGACUCCUCUGUCUUCGUGGUCGGGACCGUGCUCUACCGGAACGUGGGCAACAUCCUCUCCCUGCAGAGGAACAGCACCGUUCUGAACUCCAAAGUCAUCUCUGUGACUGUGAAGCCAUUCCCUCGGUCUCUCCUCACCCCUCUGGAAAUCGAAUUCUCCCACCUGUACAACGGAACCACCAACCAGACCUGCAUCCUGUGGGAUGAAAAUGAUGGCAGAGCCUCCGCCUCCGCCUCUCCGCCCGGCGCCUGGUCCUGGCGCGGCUGCCGAACGGUCCCGCUCGACGCCUCCCGGACCAAGUGCCUGUGUGACCGGCUCUCCGCCUUCGCCAUCUUAGCCCAGCUCAGCCCCGACAUGAACAUGGAAAAGGUGCUGGUCCCUUCUGUCACGUUAAUUGUAGGCUGUGGAGUAUCCUCGCUGACACUUUUGCUGUUGAUUAUCAUUUAUGUCUCUGUUUGGAGAACUCAGGUUUUUCCGUGCCUGGGGUAUCAUUGGAUGUGCUCAAGUCCUUGUCCUCUCCUGCUUUUCCUCAGGCUGGGCGGCACUGAGCAGCGCCGGUACAUCCGCUCGGAGCGCUCCGUCAUCCUCAUCAACUUCUGCCUCUCCAUCAUCUCCUCCAACGCCCUCAUCCUCAUCGGGCAGACCCAGACCCGGAAUAAGGUGAUCUGCACGCUGGUGGCGGCUUUCUUGCACUUCUUCUUCCUCUCCUCUUUCUGCUGGGUGCUGACCGAGGCCUGGCAGUCCUACAUGGCCGUGACGGGCCGGUUACGGAACCGCAUCAUCCGCAAGCGCUUCUUGUGUCUCGGAUGGGGGCUCCCUGCAUUGGUGGUUGCCAUUUCUGUGGGAUUUACUAAAGCCAAGGGAUACGGCACCGUGAACUACUGCUGGCUGUCAUUAGAGGGAGGACUCCUCUAUGCCUUCGUGGGACCGGCGGCUGCUGUCGUUUUGGUGAACAUGGUUAUUGGCAUUCUGGUUUUUAACAAACUUGUAUCCAAAGAUGGAAUAACAGAUAAGAAACUGAAGGAACGGGCAGGUCAGAUGGCAGUGCCCCUUUACGGCAUGACGCUCAAAUGUUCCAAGUGUGGAGUAGUUUCUUCUGCUGAAGUUUCGGCCACAGCCACCAGUAACGCCAUGGCAUCCCUCUGGAGCUCCUGCGUGGUGCUGCCCCUGCUGGCUCUCACCUGGAUGUCUGCAGUCCUGGCCAUCACUGACCGGCGCUCAGCGCUUUUCCAGAUCCUUUUCGCCGUCUUCGACUCCUUGGAGGGAUUUGUCAUUGUCAUGGUCCACUGCAUCCUCAGGCGGGAGGUCCAGGAUGCUGUGAAGUGCCGGGUUGUGGAUCGUCAGGAGGAAGGGAAUGGAGACUCAGGGGGGUCCUUUCAGAACGGACACGCUCAGCUCAUGACCGAUUUCGAGAAGGACGUGGACAUGGCUUGUAGAUCAGGUGAGCACAUCACAGUGCUCAACAAAGACAUCACCACGUGCAGAACCUCGACCAUCACGGGGACCCUGAAGCGCCCGUCGCUGCCCGACGAGGAGAAACUGAAACUCAACCACCAGAAAGGCUCAUCCAACUUCAACAGUCUUCCAGCCAACGUCUCCAAGAUGCACCUUCAGGGCUCCCCACACUACCUGGGGGCCAUCAACCUGAACGAGUUCAGCAACCACUCCCUCACCCUGAAGAAGGACAAGAACCAGCCGCCAAAAUCCAUCUACAUCUGCGACGGGGACAUCUUCAAGAAGUUGGACUCAGAGCUCUCGCGGGCGCAGGAGCAGACCCUGGACACCAGCUACGUGAUCCUGCCCACCAACACGUCCACCUUGAGGGCCAAACCCAAAGAUGAGAGCAAAUACAGCAUCAACAUUGACCAGAUGCCUCAGACACGGCUCAUCCACCUCAGCAUGGCCACCGACCCCGGCUUCGUGGUCAAGAGUCCCCCGCGGGAGCCGGUGACCAUGGCGUGCAGCGAGGUGCAGGGUUCCUCCAUGAUCCAGCAGCAGCAGCAGCUGGCUCCACAGAACGUCUCCAACGAGUCACAGAUUCCCAACAGCCUGUGUGACACGGGUGACUCAGGGAACUCGGGUGUGGUGUCCAAGAGCGAGACCGUCUCCACCCUCUCCAUGAGCUCCUUGGAGAGGCGGAAAUCCCGGUAUGCAGAGUUAGAUUUUGAGAAAAUCAUGCACACAAGGAAACGUCACCAAGACAUGUUCCAGGACCUGAACAGAAAACUCCAGCACGCAGAGAAGGAGAAGGAGUCUCCAACAAUAGACAGCAAGCAAGAAAAACAGCAGACACCAAACAAGAGACCCUGGGAAGGCAUCAGGAAAGUCCAGUCCCCGCCAGCAUGGGUUAAAAAGGACAUCGAACCUGUGGCACAGUCUCCCCUAGAACUAAAAACUGUAGAGUGGGAGAAAACAGGGGCCACCAUCCCAUUGGUGGGACAAGACAUUAUUGACCUUCAGACAGAGGUCUGAGCAGCAAGGGAAGAAAAAGGACUUUUUUUUUUCCGGAAAACAAAACGAAACAAACAAAACAAAACCACGUUUUAAAGAAAUGAUUAAAUUAAAUCGGAACCGAGGGAGAGAAGUGUUUGGUUUCUUUUGAAACCUUUGGUAAGAUGGAGUAACUUUUGUAUUGUUCUCAGCAGAGAGGGGGGAAUAUUACUUUAUAGAGUAUAGUAGCUGUAGGUUCAGGACAACACGAGCUUUCCCAGGCAGGACUGGAGGAGUGAGCCUGGAAGAGAGCGAGGAGGAAGAGGAGGAGGAGGAGGGUGGGGAGGGGCUGCAGGGGACAAACCCUGCCAAGAUGCUCUAGGGUCACUGCAGCACACCAGGAGCCCUCCUGCUCUGCCACAGGGAGGUGUGGAAGGAUGCCCAGCAGCCACCAGAAGAUCAGGGUUGUUUGGGGACACUGAGAGGGGACACCUGCGGGAGCCUCGCUGGGAUGUGGCCUGGUUGGGGUAGACCCAUCCUGGAGGGACAUCGCUGGCUCUCCCUCCUCUCCCUCGCAGCUCAUCCAAGAAGGAAGGAGAUGGGACAUGCCAAGAAGUGGCCACAAGGACAUUGCCACUGCUGGGUGCCACGCCACGACCUGGCAUUGGCGCACGGUCACAGCGGGUCCCCGCAGAGGGGGACGUGGUGGCGUCACCCACGGUUGGAAAGGUGGAAAAAGGAGAGGUGGAGAUUCCUCCUCUCAUCCCUCCCUGGUGGAGGAAAGGACCAGCUCCAAAUCUCCAAAUCCUGCUCGCCCCAUCUCCAGGGAGAGGGUGGAAGGUGGUAGACAACAAGACCAACAAGAAGAAUGUAGGUCAUGUCAUUGACUGUUAAAUAGAUAAACUCAGCACGGGCCUUGCAAAGGUCCUCUUGGCCUCAUCCUUUUUUUUUUUUCUUUUUUUUUUUUGUUCUGUUAUUUGUCCUUGCUUUCGGACUCAAAUUUAUCCCAAGCUGCCCCUCCCUGGAAGGCAGAGAGAGAAAAAAGGAAAGACAGAUCUGCCGCUGUACCUGGAGAUAUUGGUAAACAGAGACGUUGCCUUAGGACAUUGAGACAAACUGACAACACGAAUAACGUCCACUUGGAAACAAACAGACAAAAAAAACAAACAAAAUAAUCUAUUUUUUUCCUUCUUCUUUUCUUUUCUUCAAUAAAAAGAGAACUUGAAACCCGA